This is a messenger RNA of Drepanopeziza brunnea f. sp. 'multigermtubi' MB_m1, 1722 nucleotides long. RefSeq lists its product as uncharacterized. NCBI's taxonomy places the organism in Eukaryota, Fungi, Ascomycota, Leotiomycetes, Helotiales, Drepanopezizaceae. Gene Ontology annotation, molecular function: ATP binding; sulfate adenylyltransferase (ATP) activity; adenylylsulfate kinase activity. The record is from RefSeq and is a predicted model, not a curated record. Gene Ontology annotation, cellular component: cytoplasm. Gene Ontology annotation, biological process: sulfur amino acid metabolic process.
AUGGCAAAUUCACCCCACGGCGGAGAACUGAAAGAUCUUCUUGCGAGAGACCUUCCCCGACACAAGGAGCUUGAUGCGGAGGCUGAGACUCUGCCGGCGAUCGUCCUGAGCGAGAGGCAGCUCUGCGAUCUCGAAUUGAUUCUUAGUGGGGGUUUCUCCCCGCUUGAAGGUUUUUUGAACGAGAAGGAUUAUAAUGGUGUCGUUGAAAACAACCGACUAGCAGAUGGGAAUCUGUUUUCUAUGCCCAUCACCCUGGAUGUGAGCGAGGAACAGAUCAAAGCUUUGGGAAUCAAGCCACAGGCCAGACUCGCUCUUCGUGAUUUCCGUGACGACCGCAACCUUGCCAUUAUAUCUGUUGAUGAUGUCUACAAACCAGACAAGACCAAAGAGGCCAAGUUAGUCUUUGGAGGAGAUGCGGAUCAUCCAGCUGUGAAGUACCUGCACAACACUGCCCAAGCAUACUAUGUAGGAGGAAAGAUCGAUGCUAUCCGCCGCUUGGAACACUACGAUUAUGUUGCUCUCAGAUACACCCCAGCAGAGCUCCGCCUUCACUUUGACAAGCUCGGCUGGUCAAGGGUCGUUGCUUUCCAAACUCGAAACCCCAUGCACAGAGCUCACAGGGAAUUGACUGUUCGCGCUGCCCGAUCUCGCCAAGCCAAUGUUCUCAUUCAUCCCGUUGUUGGUCUUACCAAGCCAGGAGACAUCGAUCACUUCACCCGAGUCCGUGUUUAUCAGGCUCUUCUCCCCAGAUACCCCAAUGGAAUGGCCGUCCUUGGUCUCCUCCCCCUCGCUAUGCGGAUGGGUGGCCCUCGCGAGGCCAUCUGGCACGCCAUUAUUCGCAAGAACUUUGGUGCGACACACUUCAUUGUUGGUCGUGAUCACGCCGGCCCAGGAAAGAACAGCAAGGGCGAGGAAUUCUACGGACCAUACGACGCGCAGUACGCCGUGGAGAAGUACAAGGACGAGCUCGGCAUCGAAGUUGUCCCCUUCCAAAUGAUGACCUACCUCCCAGACAGCGACGAGUACCGGCCCAAUGAUGAAGUCCCAGCCGGUGUUCGCACACUUGACAUCUCAGGCACCGAGCUCCGCAACCGUCUGCGCACUGGUCGCGAGAUUCCAGAAUGGUUCUCCUACCCCGAAGUCGUCAAGGUGCUCCGCGAGUCCCACCCUCCCCGCCAUGAGCAGGGCUUCACUGUCUUCCUGACCGGCUACCAAAACAGCGGCAAGGACGCCAUCGCCCGCGCCCUGCACGUAACCCUCAACCAGCAAGGUGGCCGCUCCGUCUCCCUACUCCUCGGAGAGACAGUGCGUGCUGAGCUCUCCUCCGAGCUUGGCUUCAGCCGCGCAGACCGUACCCGCAACAUCGGCCGCAUUGCUUUUGUUGCCUCCGAACUCACCCGCUCCCGCGCCGCCGUCAUCGCUGCCCCGAUCGCCCCUUAUGAGGAUGCCCGUCAACACGCUCGCGAGCUUGUCGAGAAGUUUGGCGACUUUUAUCUCAUCCACGUUGCCACCUCCCUUGAGCACGCCGAGAAGACCGACAAGCGCGGCAUAUACGCCAAAGCGCGCAGAGGCGAGAUCAAGGGCUUCACUGGUGUCGAUGACCCAUACGAGACUCCUAAGAAGGCCGACCUGACCGUUGAUCUUGAGAAGACUAGCGUCCGGAACGCCGUUCAUGAGAUCGUGCUGUUGUUGGAGAGCCAGGGACUGCUGGAUCGUCUAUAG